This is a messenger RNA of Sinocyclocheilus anshuiensis, 1980 nucleotides long. RefSeq names its product inositol-trisphosphate 3-kinase A-like. Bases 1 to 1803 code for a protein of 600 amino acids. Gene Ontology annotation, biological process: phosphatidylinositol phosphate biosynthetic process; inositol phosphate biosynthetic process. NCBI's taxonomy places the organism in Eukaryota, Metazoa, Chordata, Actinopteri, Cypriniformes, Cyprinidae. Gene Ontology annotation, molecular function: inositol hexakisphosphate kinase activity. The transcript is spliced from 8 exons. Gene Ontology annotation, cellular component: cytoplasm; nucleus. The record is from RefSeq and is a predicted model, not a curated record.
AUGAAAGAUUGGCAACUCGGAUUCUCUUCUAGAGCUCAACAUAACAAAACAGGAGUUUCAUCCAUUUCUGAUGAAAAUUUUCCUCCAAGCGGCUUCAUGAAAGACUUGGAUUCUCCUCCAAAAAGAAUGAGCACAUUGUCAGAGAAGAAGAGCAAUGGAAGUGAUGGGGAGAGCAUGAGAGAUGCCAUAGAAGAAAGGAUUUUUGAUUUCUCACCAUCCUCAAUCAAUCAAAGUAAUCAUAUCAAGAAAACUGGCUUCAGAGCCAGACCUAAACUGGCUUCUGCUAAUGCCGUCCUUUCAUCCAAGCUAGAAGAUCCAGCAGAAAUGCAGACAAAUGCAUAUGAGGAAGCAGAGGAUAUGAAACCAGAACCUCCGGAGCGCAUUUGCAUGGAUCCUCUACCAAUACCUGCAGGAGAAACGACCCAGGACAAAGACGUAGAAGAGCAGAAAGUGAAAGAGAGGGUGACGGCAAGUGAAAAUCUUGUUGAAGAGGGUUCAAAAGUGACGUUGAAUGCAGCAACUAGGAAAAGCCUGUGGAGAAGCAAGCUCGAACUGAGGGAAAGACUGAAGGAAGGGAUGCAGGAAAGGCUGGGAGCAAGUCUGGAGAGUAUCGAUGAGAGUAACGAGGGAGAUUUCAGCAACAAACGACUGCACAGGAAGAAGAGUUGGGGUUCAAGACAGAGAAACGCACAAAUGCUUGGGUCAUCACGGGAUGGAGAACAUUAUGUGAAGGAAAGUAUGGAGAAAGAUGGUGAGGAAGAAUUAGUUCCACACCCUGUUCUCUCUCGGGUUCUCUUUCACUCCUCAGCUUUGUCCUCGUCUUCCUUCAACAACUCCUCAGCAGAAAGUGAUGAGGUUUUCAGUGAAAAUGAGGACACUGUUGCCAGGAGGCAGACCAUGAAGAAGUGUCGAUCUUGGAGAACGUUUUUGACCAUGAUGCAGUGGUCCAAACAUACACAAAGCUCAUGGAUCCAGCUAGCAGGACACCAAGGUAACGUGAGGCUGAGUGAGGGCGGCGAGGUGCUGAAGAGGUUUUGUGAGGUGGAGGCCAUCUGUCUACAGGCCCUUAUGUCUGAUGCACUCUGUCAGUUCGUGCCUCAUUAUUUCGGGCACAUCAGUCAGGAUGGACAGCGAUACAUCCGACUAGAAGAUCUGCUUAGCGGGCUCAAAAAUCCUGUCAUCAUGGACUGCAAAAUGGGUGUCCGGACAUACCAAGAGGAAGAGAUCAUUAAGGCCAGGAGCAAUGCCAGUGUACGCUCUGAUAUGUAUCAAAAGAUGGUGAAAGUAGAUUCGGCAGCUCCCACAGCAGAAGAACAUGCACAGAAAGGUGUGACGAAGCUGCGUUACCUGCAAUGGAGGGAUGACAGCAGUUCCACCUCCUCACUGGGAUUCCGCAUAGAAGGCAUAGUGAUGGAGAACGGUAAAGUAUUACGAGACUUUUACAAGACACGCACAGAAGCUCAAGUGACAGAAACACUGAUAAACUUCACCAGGAGGCAGGUUCACAUUCUACAGGCCUACGAAUCCAGAUUACAGGCACUGAACGAAGCACUCAAGGAGUCAAGCUUUUUCAACAGACAUGAGCUCAUAGGCAGCUCUUUACUUUUCGUCCACGACUGCAGCAGCAAAGCAAACAUAUGGAUGAUCGAUUUUGGAAAGACCAUCCCAACCCCAGAGGAUGUCCGGCUAAGGCAUGAUGUUCCAUGGGUGGAGGGAAACAGGGAGGAUGGAUACCUCAUCGGACUGACCUCCCUCAUCACUUUGCUGGGUGAAGCCAUCAAGCAAGCAGGGGAGCAAAGCUGAGAGUGACCUCAUAUAUACUCGCAUAUACAGAUGAUUUCAUGUUGGAUCUAUCAAUAGACAACCGAACAGUCUUUUGGGCAUUACACAUCGUUACAGGUCUAUAAAGCUUUACAGUUAACAGUAUUAAUUAAGCAUGUGUGUUGCUAUUGUUCUUGCAAAUGUUCUUGUGGAAUUAGU